CCCCACACCCCGGUGACUGGCCGGACCGGCCUCCUCUGACUCUCUAGUAGUUUCCGUGCAGCUGACGCAUGCCUGCGCGCACAGCUGGGCCGGGAGCGUCCUACGCAGCAGCCGCGAGCCAGGCAGCCGGUGCCAGACGGUUCCCCGCGGGGUGCAGGGGCGGGGCGCCGCCGGGGCCCGAGGACUCCGGGCCGAGGAGCCCACGGAGGCCCCUCCUGACUGCUGACAGGUUGCCAUGGCAUCCUACUAUGAGAUCCUAGACGUGCCGCCGACCGCCUCCGCAGAUGACAUCAAGAAGGCGUAUCGGCGCAAGGCUCUACAGUGGCACCCGGACAAGAACCCGGAUAAUAAGGAGUUUGCUGAGAAGAAGUUCAAGGAAGUGGCGGAGGCAUAUGAAGUGCUGUCAGACCAGCAUAAGCGAGAGAUCUAUGACCGCUAUGGCCGGGAAGGGCUGACUGGAGCAGGAACUGGCCCAUCUCGAGCGGAAGCUGGCGGUGGUGGGCCCGGCUUCACCUUCACCUUCCGCAGCCCGGAGGAGGUCUUCCGGGAGUUCUUCGGAACUGGAGACCCUUUCGCGGAGCUCUUUGAAGAAUUGAGCCCCUUCUCAGAUCUUCACAGCCGGGGUUCCCGACCUGCAGGCCCCUUCUUUGCCUUCUCGACCUCCUUCCCUGGACGCGCUAGUAAGUGCUGUCCCUUCCCAUUUUCACAACCUCCGUGUCCUGGAACCCUUUGCCUCAGCUCCUGGCUUUUCCAGGGCGCUCUGCUGCAUCAGGAGCCCUGCCUGUGGGGGGAGCACACAGGUUUCUGGCCCAUUGUGACUGCAGCCUGCUGCAUACAACCCCGGUCUAACAACCUCUCCUCCUCCUCCUCCUCCUCUGUCCCAAUGCCAGAUAUCUCCGCCUCGUCUUUCUCCUUCAGUCCUGGGGCUGGUGCUUUCCGCUCUGUUUCUACAUCCACCGCCAUUGUCCAAGGACACCGCAUCACGACACGCCGAAUCAUGGAGAACGGGCAGGAGCGGGUGGAAGUGGAGGAGGACGGGCAGCUGAAGUCCGUGUCAAUCAAUGGUAUCCCAGACGACCUGGAACUGGGCUUGGAGCUAAGCCGUCGGGAACAGCGACAGGCUGUCACCUCCAGCUCCAGGGGCGCUCAGGUGCAGCAGCCCCCUGCCUCACGCCUUCUUGACAGCAGUCUCUUGGAUGAGGAUGAGGACAUGCAGCUUGCCAUGGCCUACAGCCUGUCAGAGAUGGAGGCAGCUGGGAAGAAACCGGCAGCCUGCCCUAAGCCUCGGGACUAAGUAGAGGUGAGGCCCGCUAACCCUGGAACAGUGGGAUAGUGCCAGAGUGCCCCAGGAGGGAGGCCUACGAGGAGACUGUGCCCCAUCUUACUUCACCAUGCAUCAGGGCUCAGGGAGAGGCCACAGGGCUAGCCCAGGUCUGCAUGCUCUGUGGCACUAUCCUCCACGGCUUGCUGCUGACCCUCUCUCCUGUCACCCACCCCCACUCUCUCCCCAGAUGUGUUCUGAGCUGGAUGUCCGGGAUCCAGAGUCGAUGCACAGUUCCUACAGGACAGCGCUCUCCUCUGUGCGCUGGGAGGGGACCCUCCAUUCCUCUCCCUCACCUGUGCUGAGCAUAGAGCUGGGCUUGGGUGGUGGGUGGGGGCUGGGUGGGAGGCGUCAGUAGUCUUAGCCUGUAAACUCGUCACUGGGUGUUUAGUGCUGUCUCUUGGAUACUACUAGUCCCAGAAUGCAACACACCUGGCCUCAUUUCUGAUAGAUUGUGCUUGGGGGAAGUGGUGUGUGGUUAUGGAGCUGUGCAUCUUGGGACAUGUAUUUCCACUCCAGGUCAGCCUGUCACUGGCUGUGAGAUGGGGAGAACUUACCAUUUGACGUGUCCCUAGCAGGGAUGUUGAAAAUGUGGAUGAAGGGGUAAUGGUCCGAGCUUCCAUUCCCCUGACACUUCUUGCUAGCAGUGGGAUUAGCGUGUACAAAUCAAAGCCCUGUGGCAUCUGGGAGAGGCUCUUUUUCUGUGGACAGUACUGGGGUCUGAGGAACAGCUGGGAUGGGAUCCCUAAAAUGUUGAUGCGUGUGGACCGGCAGAGAGCUUGAAGGGAAGGGCCCUCUGGCGCGCGCACACGUGUGUGUGUGUGUGUGUGUGUGUGUGUGUGUGUGUGUCUGGAUCUGGGAUUGGCAUGCGAUGGGUACUCCAGGCAUGUUGCUGCUUGUAUGGCUUCUAUGGCCUCUGACCCCGCUGAUCAUUUUUUCCAGCACCACAGCUGAGCUGCCACUCCUCCUCCCUGCCUGGGGAGCCCAGUGGCCAGGGAGGGGAGUGGUGGAGCCGGGGUAUGCCAGACUCUGUGUCAUUGUGUCUCAGAGACCUAUCAAAGCCAGCUGGGCUGAGCAGAGGCCAGAGGGAAACACUGGACGUCAGUCAAUAAAGCUGAGUUUCGAGA
This is a messenger RNA of Pipistrellus kuhlii (Kuhl's pipistrelle), 2448 nucleotides long. It is a transcript of the gene DNAJB2, whose product is annotated as DnaJ heat shock protein family (Hsp40) member B2. The record is from RefSeq and is a predicted model, not a curated record. Gene Ontology annotation, biological process: protein refolding; positive regulation of proteasomal ubiquitin-dependent protein catabolic process. The transcript has 9 exons. Gene Ontology annotation, molecular function: ATPase activator activity; Hsp70 protein binding. Bases 236 to 1294 code for a protein of 352 amino acids. Gene Ontology annotation, cellular component: endoplasmic reticulum membrane; cytosol. Lineage: Eukaryota; Metazoa; Chordata; Mammalia; Chiroptera; Vespertilionidae.